AUGAAAUUUUCAACCUUGGUCACCAGCCUCGCCCUCGCGGCCGUCGCACCAAGUACGGUGUCAGCUGCAAUUCUGCGCCGCGUGAGGAACUUUGGCAGUAAUCCGGGCAACAAUGAGAUGUAUAUUUACGUUCCGAACAAUGUGGCUUCUAAUCCAGCAGUUAUCGUUGCGCUUCACGGCUGUCUCGGCUCUGCAACCAGCUACUACCGCGACGUCGAAGACCUGCCCCCAGCCGCAGAUGAGCACGGCUUCAUCGUGAUCUACCCCGGCUCGCGCGACGACUUUCGCUGUUGGGACGUCAACACCGAGGCGUCGCUCACCCACAACGGCGGCAGCGACUCACUCUCCAUUGUCAACAUGGUGCGGUACGUGCUGGACACGUACAACGGUGACCCAACACGUGUCUUUGCAACUGGUUCUUCCUCUGGCGCAAUGAUGUCGCAGGUCCUUGCCGCCGCGUACCCGGAUGUCUUCUCGGCUAUUGCAGCGUACUCUGGUCUUCCUUAUGCUUGUCUCCGUGGUUCACCCGGCGCGUCGCCAUUUACGGCUGAUCAAGCGUGUGCAAAUGGCGAGGUUGUCAAAUCGGGGGCUGAGUGGGCGGCGGAAGUAGACAAGGCCUGGCCGGGGUAUAAUGGGACGUAUCCGAAGAUUCAGGUGUGGCAUGGCACGAGUGAUAGUGUCAUCUCGGAUGUGAACUUUGGCGAGGUCGUGAAGCAGUGGAGUACAGUGUUUGGAAUACAACGGACGAGGGUGAACACUGAUACACCAAUUCGAGGGUAUACCCAGAGCAUCUAUGGCAAUGCAGGACAGCUGGAGGCGUAUCUCGCAGAAGGCGUUGGACACGUUGUGCCGACGCAGGUGGACAGUACGUUGAGGUGGUUCGGGUUGAUAUAA
Messenger RNA from Aspergillus calidoustus, 894 nucleotides. Lineage: Eukaryota; Fungi; Ascomycota; Eurotiomycetes; Eurotiales; Aspergillaceae. The record is from the annotation of a GenBank genome assembly.